AUGGCCGAGGUCACAGUCAACAGUCUGGAGUUCUUUGGCAGCCACUGGACAGCCUGGCGGGUCCUGGGAGUGGCCCCGCACCGCAUCGGGUCCUGGAGGAACCUCUACCUCUGCUACAGUGUCCUGCUCAACCUGCUGGUCACCCUGUGCUAUCCCCUGCACCUGGGCAUGUCGCUCUUUCGGAACAGAACCCUCACCGAGGACAUCCUCAACCUGACCACAUUUGCCACCUGCACGGCCUGUUCGGUGAAGUGUUUGAUCUACGCCUGGAACAUCAAGGAUGUGGCGGAGAUGGAACGCCUGCUGCUGCUGCUGGACAAUAGGGUUGUGGGUCCAGAGCAGAAGCGGGUCUACGGAGAGGUCAGAGUGCAGCUCCGCAAUGUCCUGUACGUCUUCAUUGGCAUCUACCUGCCCUGCGCCCUCUUUGCCGAGCUCUCGUUCGUGUUCAAGGAGGAGCGGGGUCUGAUGUAUCCUGCCUGGUUUCCCUUCGACUGGCUGAACUCCACGCGGAAUUACUAUAUAGCAAAUGUGUAUCAGAUUGUGGGCAUAUCCUACCAGCUUUUGCAGAACUAUGUCAGCGACUGCUUUCCGGCUGUCGUCCUUUGCCUGAUUUCCUCGCACAUUAAGAUGUUGUACAAACGAUUCGAGGAGGUUGGCAUGGAUCCGGCAAGGAACUCAGAGAAGGAUCUGGAAGAAUGCAUCACGGAUCACAAGCGACUGCUAGAACUUUUCCGUCGCAUUGAGACCUUCAUAUCCUUGCCCAUGUUCAUUCAGUUCGCGGUGACCGCCUUGAAUGUCUGCAUUGGCAUUGCCGGUUUGGUUUUCUUCGUAACUGAACCCAUGGCCAGGAUGUAUUUUAUCUUUUACUCCAUGGCCAUGCCCCUACAGAUAUUCCCAUCAUGCUACUUUGGCACUGACAACGAAUAUUGGUUCGGAAAACUUCAUUAUGCGGCUUUUAGUUGCAAUUGGCAUACUCAGAACCGAAGUUUUAAGAGGAAAAUGAUGCUUUUUGUGGAGCAAUCCUUGAAGAAAAGCACAGCCGUGGCUGGUGGCAUGUUUCGCAUCCAUUUGGACACAUUUUUCUCGACCCUAAAGGGAGCAUACUCCUUGUUCACCAUUAUCAUAAGGAUGCGGAAGUAA
Molecule: messenger RNA, 1140 nt
Organism: Drosophila serrata
Lineage: Eukaryota; Metazoa; Arthropoda; Insecta; Diptera; Drosophilidae
Product: odorant receptor 59a
Biological process (GO): detection of chemical stimulus involved in sensory perception of smell; sensory perception of smell
Cellular component (GO): plasma membrane
Molecular function (GO): odorant binding; olfactory receptor activity
Source: RefSeq, a predicted model, not a curated record